Molecule: messenger RNA, 348 nt
Organism: Penicillium diatomitis
Lineage: Eukaryota; Fungi; Ascomycota; Eurotiomycetes; Eurotiales; Aspergillaceae
Exons: 2
Coding region: 1-348 (115 amino acids)
Source: RefSeq, a predicted model, not a curated record
AUGGGCACCUGUCCUCCAGUACUUCCCACAUACCCGGCCGGCAGUGGGGUAGAUCGCUUCAAACACACCACGCACUACUACUACUACUACUACUACUACUACUACUACUACUACUACUACUACUACUACUACUACUACUACUACUCUUCCUCUUUCGUUCUCUAUCUUGGCUCCCCCGCUCGCUCUCUUGUCCCCUCCAGCAUCCGGCGGCCAUCGACCUGCUUGUCCUCUCUUCAACCUCCCCGCCUACGCCACUGGACAUUUCAAACCGAGCCACAUCUUCUUCCCCGUGCUACCCCGCGUCACCAGAUUUGCGAUCCCCCUUUUUUUCUCCCGCCUCGUCUUUGA